CUGUGGUGGAAGACUAGGAGCUAGCUGCUUGUUUUUGUUAAGUCCUAGUAACAAAGUCUUCUAGUAAAGAAGAUGCAAACUCUGCAUAGCAGUCAAUCUGCCAGACCUUUUAAACUGAGAAAGAGUUUUGCAACUAGGCUGGAAGAAGUAGCUGGAAUUCGAGCAAAGUUCCCAACAAAAGUCCCGGUAAUUGUUGAACGGUAUCAGAAAGAAAAAUAUCUUCCUCUGCUGGACAAAACAAAAUUUCUUGUUCCUCAAGAGCUGACCAUGACACAGUUUAUAACUAUCAUUAGAAGCAGAAUGGCCCUAAAUGCUACACAAGCUUUCUACCUGCUGGUGAACAACAAGAGUCUGGCCAGUAUGACUCUGACGCUGGCUGAAGUAUACAGAGACUACAAAGAUGAAGAUGGCUUUGUAUACAUGACCUAUGCUUCCCAGGAGAUGUUUGGAUGUUUCGUGCCCCCUCCGCAAGGGAACGUUAUGGAAUGCCUUCUAAGAACAUAAGGGCAUGUCUUGCUGCUAGGCAGCUGAUGAUGCUACUGACUUGAAGAUCAGAAGUGAUCUUUUUAGUAUGGGCUCUUAAAACACUGUACUGUGGACUUGUGGCCCAGAAGUUGGCAGGACCAACUAAAGCAGAAGUGGUGGUGCUCUGUGCCUCGAUUUAAAAAACUUUGGAGAUAAAAUAUAUAUAUUUUAUAUGUGGAAAAGACACUAGUUGGGUUUUUUGAACUGCACCUUGAGAAUUUUUUUUUGUAAUGUUAACACUUAAGUUAUAACUGCUUUUUAAGGGACUUCUAAAGUCGGAGCUUAAUAGUCAAAUAAAGAUACUUUUAAGACUAGGCUGAAUGCCAAUAUUGGUCUGGGGGGAAGCAGAUAAAAAAAAUCUCUUAGGGGGGGGAAAGGCUUGGAAUUUAUCUGAUAUCAUUUUAAAGAGGUGACUUGGAAGGAUGUAAAGAACAUGGGCACAUAGCAUUAAGAGAGUAUUACUUUAUGCUGCAUGUCCAUACCUGAGCC
Molecule: messenger RNA, 1014 nt
Organism: Pelodiscus sinensis (Chinese soft-shelled turtle)
Lineage: Eukaryota; Metazoa; Chordata; Testudines; Trionychidae
Gene: MAP1LC3C
Product: microtubule associated protein 1 light chain 3 gamma
Biological process (GO): autophagy
Source: RefSeq, a predicted model, not a curated record